UCUGCGGUGCGCCGCGCGCUAACGCCAUCCACCUUUUUGUCCACUUCUUCUUCUUCUCCUUCCGCUCGGCCUCAUCUCCACCAUGCUCCACGGACGGCUCCUCCAUCUGCUGCUGCCUCUGCUCUGCCUCGGAUCUGCCCAGUCGGAGCCGGACACAGACGAAGUGGUUCCCCGGCUGCUGUCCGGUCAGGAGGCGCACCUGUCCGCUGUCCACACGCUGCGGCGCCGCGGUCAGCGCUCCUUGGACGUCCCGGGGGGAGGGCAGUGUGACCCGGGUCAUAUGAUCCUGUCGGUGCCGGCGUUUGGAAGGACUCUGUAUCUAAACCUGACACAGGACAGUGGCUUUCUGUCGGGGGGCUUCGUGGUGGAGGAGAGGCGGAGGGAGAAACCCGCAGCUGUGAGCACGUUAUCGACCAAUCAGCGCUGCUUUUACUCAGGAUACAUAGUCAACCACACCAAUUCUCUGGCAUCUGUGAGCACCUGUGGAGGCCUGACUGGAUUGAUCCAGAUCGGAGAGGAGAGCCUGUUCAUCGAACCGCUGGGUGAAUACGACCAGUCACAGUCCUUCUCUGGACUGAAACACCGACUGCAGCGACAGCGACGCUCUGCAGAGACCGGCGACGCCUCAGAGGACGAGCAGCCGAACUACUGUGGGACUAUCCAAGGGAAGAAGAAGGAGAAGGCGUUUAAAGCGGGCGAGGAGGGUCGUGGGAAGAGGAACGCCAUCCGCCUACAUGACACGUACACGGUGGAGACGGUGGUGGUGGCAGACUCUGACAUGGUGCAGUACCACGGCGCGGAGGCGGCUCAGAGGUUCCUGCUGACCGUCAUGAACAUGGUCUACAACAUGUUCCACCAUCGCAGUCUGGGAAUCCGGAUCAACAUCCGAGUCACUAAGCUGGUUCUGCUUCACAGUCGACCUGAGAAGCUGAAAGUCGGCCAUCAUGGCGAGCGCUCUCUGGAGAGCUUCUGUCAGUGGCAGUAUCAGGAGUUCGGAGGACCACGGUACCUGGGCACCAACCACGUACCUGGAGGGCGAGACGACAUCCCACCUGUGGACACGGCGGUGCUGGUUACCAGGACAGAUUUCUGCGUUCAUAAAGAUGAACCCUGUGACACCGUGGGUAUUGCUUACCUGGGCGGAGUCUGCAGUGCAAAGAGGAAGUGCGUGCUAGCUGAGGACAACGGGCUCAAUCUGGCCUUCACCAUCGCUCACGAACUUGGACACAACAUGGGAAUGAGCCACGACGACGAUCACGCCACCUGCACAGGCCACUCCCACAUCAUGUCUGGAGAGUGGGUGAAAGGGAGGAACCCCAGCGACCUGUCGUGGUCGUCCUGCAGCCGUGACGACCUGGAGAACUUCCUCAGGUCCAAAGCGAGCGCCUGUCUCCUGCACACGGACCCCCGGAGCCGGUACCAGGUCCGACUCCCUCCUAAGCUUCCAGGCAUGCAUUACAGCGUGGACGAGCAGUGUCAGAUCCUGUUUGGAACCAACGCCACGUUCUGCAACGACAUGGAGCAUCUGAUGUGUGCCGGUCUCUGGUGUUUAGUAGAAGGAGAUUCGUCCUGUAAGACCAAACUGGAUCCUCCUCUGGACGGGACCGAGUGCGGAGCGGACAAGUGGUGCCGGACGGGCGAGUGCGUCAGUAAGACCCCCAUCCCUCAGCACGUGGACGGGGACUGGAGUCCAUGGAGCCAGUGGAGCAUGUGCAGCAGGACGUGUGGGACAGGAGUCCAGUUCAGGCAGAGGAAAUGCGACAACCCUCCUCCUGGUCCCGGAGGGCGACACUGUCAGAGGGCCAGCGUGGAGCACAAAGCGUGUGAAGGCCCCCCGUGUCCUAAAGGGGCCCCCAGCUUCAGAGACCUGCAGUGUCUCUCCUACGACCGCCAUGCCAGCAAGAAGAAGGGUAGCAUGCUGACGGCGGUGAUCAACGACGAGAAGCCGUGCGUGCUGUUCUGCAGCCCCGUGGGUCGAGAUGUGUCUGUGCUGAUGGCCGACAGAGUGAUGGACGGGACGCCGUGUGGACCGUACGAGGCAGACCUGUGUGUUAACGGGAGGUGUCAGAAAAUCGGCUGUGACGGCAUCAUCGGCUCCUCGGCCAAAGAGGACCGCUGUGGCGUCUGUAACGGAGACGGGCGCUCCUGUAAGAUCGUGAGAGGAGACUUCAACCACACCAAAGGGAUGGGUUACAUCGAGGCCGUGGUGAUCCCCGCUGGAGCCAGACGAAUCAAAGUGGUGGAGGACAAACCGUCGCACAGCUUUCUGGCCCUCAAAGACUCCAGUAAGAGGUCUAUCAACAGCGAUUGGAAGAUUGAGCUCCCUGGAGAGUUUGAGCUGGCAGGAACCACGGUCCGCUAUGUAAGGAGGGGACUGUGGGAGAAGAUGUCUGCCAAAGGACCCACCAAAACCCCCCUACAUCUGAUGGUGCUGCUCUUCCACGACCAGAGCUACGGGAUCCACUAUGAGUACACAGUGUCUCUGAACACGUCCCAGGACCGUAGUGGCGAGGAGCAGAGAGAGCCGGAGUAUCUCUACAUCUGGACCCACAGCAGCUGGCAGGACUGCACCGUUCAGUGUGGAGGAGGUGAGAGGAGGACGGUGGUGUCUUGUAUGAGGAUAGCCAAUAAAACCAUGGAGGUGGUCAACGACAGCUACUGCCAACCAGAGAACAGACCACACCCACAAGUACGGCACUGCAACACUCACCCCUGCCAGUACAGGUGGGUGACGGGGGAGUGGGGGUCGUGCUCCGUCACCUGCGGUAAAGGUGUGCAGCACAGGGAGGUGAUGUGCGUGUACCACCUGCAGAACGGCUCGCUCAUCCACACCAGAGACCUGUACUGUCAGGGAGGGAAACCGCCGCUGGUUCAGGGCUGCGAGGGUCGACUCUGCCUCACCGUGUGGGAGGCUUCAGAGUGGUCCAAGUGCUCGUCAGGAUGUGGGGAAGGAGUUCGCAGACGGACCGUGUCCUGUACGAACCCUCAGAGUCUGUGUGAUCCGCUGUCCCGGCCCGCUGAGGAGGAGCCCUGCGAGGACUUCUCCAAAUGUUACGAAUGGAAGACUGGAGACUGGUCCAAGUGCUCGUCGUCCUGCGGGAAGGGUCUGCAGUCACGAGUCGUCCAGUGCAUGCACAAAGUGACCGGUCGCCACGGUAACGACUGUCCGGUGACACUGAGACCGCCGACGUACCGACCCUGUCACCAAGGCACCUGCAACGAGAAGAUCAACGUGAACACCAUCACCUCUCCCAGGCUGGCGGCUCUGACCUACAAAUGCCUGGGCGACCAGUGGACGGUUUACUGCCGGGUGGUCCGGGAGAAGAACCUGUGCCAGGACAUGAGGUGGUACCAGCGCUGCUGCGACACCUGUAGGGACUUUUACGCCAAGAAAAUACUGCACAAGAGCUAAUGACCACCACGCACUUGCGUCUGUGUCUGAAGAGCGUUCCAUUUGUAAAUGUUUGAAUAUUUUUAAGUGCUAUAAGAAAACCAUUUAUCAAAGAUGGAACUUUUUGUAUUUAAAUAAGAAAAUAGCGAGUACAUGAAAGUGUGUGUUUUAAAUGGGCUCAUAAGCUUCCAAUUUUGAUGAAGACUUGAAAAUGUCCUUUAUUUCCUUUGCUGUACACCAAAAAGGGGGAGUAUUUACAAAUCCACAUAUGUGGCUCUAUUGCACAGAAUGACUGAAAAUAUGUGCUUGAUCUGGACGCAGACGUCUCCGCUCUCCCUCCUCUUUUUACUACGUUGUACUGUAUUAUAGUUAAGUUUUACAUUUUCAAAAACAAUUUAAAUUGUUUACAUAUAAUUCUGAUACUCGAGUAUUAUUUUAUUCUAAGUCCUGAUGAGGAGAAAUAUGGUAGACAACAGGAAAUCAACCCAACAGGUGAUGACAGCAGAGUCUCUUAGGGUACAGGGGUGCUGGUUUCACUCUCACAUACAGUCGGGGUUCACCAGGAUGUUUAUCAGAGUCGUCAGGGCCACAUGUUUCACAGGUAGAAGCUGACCUGCUAGAGCCUGAUUUAUACGUCUACGUCAAACCUAUGCCAUUGGUCAGCCAAACCAAAGUUUCACACCCCUAGUCUACAGACAUGGAGUUUCUCUGCUGUCUGCAGACUAGUCAGAUCUAUUCAUGGAAUAUCAGAGGCUGGUCUCCUCAUCCCUGUCCUCUAACUCAGCUGAUUCAGCAGCCUUACUUCCUCUCCUCUCUCUUCUACCUAUCAGUGACUGCAGUGUUAUCAGCUGCUGAUCAGUUUUUAUCAGCUGAUGAUCGGUUUUUAUCAGCUAACUCCAACUUAAUUUGCUGUUGGUGUGGAGAGUUUAAGAGGAGAUCUGAUCCAUGUUCAUAACCCUCAGACAGAGAAGAUCUGGUGUAGAUCUGGAGUAGAUUUGGUGUAGAUUUGGUGUAGAUCUGGUGUAGAUCUGGAGUAGAUUUGGUGUAGAUUUGGUGUAGAUCUAGUGUAGAUUUCAAGUAGAUCUAGUUGUUGAUUUAGAGUGGAUCUGAUGUAGAUCUUUUGUAGAUUUGGAGUAGAUCUGAUGUAGAUCUGGAGUAGAUUUUGAGUAGAUUUUGUGUUGAUUUGGUGUAGAUCUGGUGUAGGUUUGGUGUAGAUCUGGUGUAGGUUUGGUGUAGAUCUGGAGUCGAUCUGGUGUAGAUUUGGUGUAGAUCUGGUGUAGAUGUGAAGUAGAUCUAAAGUUGAUUUGGUGUAGAUUUGGUUUAGAUCUGAAGUAGAUUUGAUGUAGAUCUGAUGUAGUUCUGGAGUAGAUCUGGAGUAGAUUUGGUGUAGACCUGGUGUAGAUCUGGAUUAGAUCUAGAGUAGAUCUGGAGUAAAUCUGGAGUAGAUCUGGAGUAGAUUUGGUGUAGAUCUGGAGUAGAUCUUGAGUAGAUUUGAUGUAGAUCUGGAGUAGAUUUGGUGUAGAUCUGGUGUAGAUCUGGAGUAGAUCUGGAGUAGAUUUGGUGUAGAUCUGGUGUAGAUCUUUUGUAGAUUUGGUGUAGAUUUGGAGUAGAUCUUGAGUCGAUCUGGAGUAGAUUUGGUGUAAAUCUGGUAUAGAUCUGGAAUAUAUUUGGUGUAGAUCUGGUGUAGAUUUGGAAUGGAUCUGGAGUAGAUCUGGUGUAGAUUUGGUGUAGAUUUAGAAUGGAUCUGGAGUAGAUUUGGUGUAGAUCUGGUGUAGAUUUGGAAUGGAUCUGGAGUAGAUUUGGUGUAGAUCUGGUGUAGAUUUGGAAUGGAUCUGGAGUAGAUUUGGUGUGGAUCUGGAGUAGAUUUGGUGUAGAUCUGGUAUAGAUUUGGUGUAGAUCUGAAAUGGAUCUGGAGUAGAUUUGGUGUAGAUCUGGUGUAGAUUUGGUGUAGAUCUGGAAUAUAUUUGGUGUAGAUCUGAUGUAGAUUUGGAAUGGAUCUGGUGUAGAUCUGGAGUAGAUUUGGUGUAGAUCUGGAGUAGAUUUGGUGUAGAUCUGGAGUAGAUCUGGUGUAGAUCUGGAGUAGAUUUGGUGUAGAUCUGGAGUAGAUUUGGUGUAGAUCUGGA
This is a messenger RNA of Cheilinus undulatus (humphead wrasse), 5514 nucleotides long. RefSeq names its product ADAM metallopeptidase with thrombospondin type 1 motif, 17 (gene adamts17). Gene Ontology annotation, biological process: proteolysis; extracellular matrix organization. Bases 83 to 3412 code for a protein of 1109 amino acids. The record is from RefSeq and is a predicted model, not a curated record. The transcript is spliced from 23 exons. Gene Ontology annotation, molecular function: metalloendopeptidase activity. Lineage: Eukaryota; Metazoa; Chordata; Actinopteri; Labriformes; Labridae. Gene Ontology annotation, cellular component: extracellular matrix.